CGCGCUUCUUCUCUUCCCGCGCGCGCACUAGUGGGAGUGAAAGGGGGGGCGACGAGUUAAGAGAUCAGUGGCAAUGAGCAACACAGUCUCUACGACGUUGUUAAAUCUGCUCCGGUUCAAAGACACGGUCAGAACUUUCUAUUAGGUCCGUCACGGAGGCACAGAACGGCAGUCCCGGGCAGCGGAGGCUGAGAGCGGGGAGCGAGAUGGGCAGCGCGUCUUCGGCGUAUCGGAUGAUUUACCUGGAGGUGGACGGACGCGUUCAGAAGGUGGUUUUCAGCCGCUUCUGCAGCCCAUGUGAUAUAAAGGAGCUGUUCUGCACGGCCACAGGGCUCUCCAGGAACACAAGCAUUUCCCUUCUGGACUCAACAGGAGCGAUGGUUUCUAUCGACCCAACAAUGCCAAACAACACAGAGAGGUCACCGUACAAAGUGGUGCCCGUAACUGGCAGCCAACUUGCAGAUAAAGAGGAGCUGUUCCAGAAUGUUCUGACACAGGUGGCGGAGCAGUUCUCCAGGGCGUUUAAAAUCAACGAACUGAAAACUGAGGUGACGAAUCGCCUAGCCAUGCUGGAGAAGAGAGUGGAGUUGGAAGGGAUGAAGGUGGUGGAGAUAGAGAAAUGUCGCAGUGACAUCAAGAAGCUGCGGGAGGAGAUGGCUUCCAGAAACAACAGUAGUUUCCUAGAAGACAACAAGAAGUUAACUCCUCGCAGAGAUGUGCCUUCAUACCCAAAGUACCACCUGUCGCAGGACACAGUAGAGGCUCUGAAGCAGCCGCUCUUCGAUGUGUGGCAGUGGGAGUCUAAUGAGAUGCUGAGUUGCCUGGAGCACAUGUAUCAUGAUCUUGGUCUGGUGAAGGACUUUAAUAUUAACCCCAUCACACUUAAGAGAUGGCUGCUUUGCAUCCAUGACAAUUACAGGAACAACCCUUUUCACAAUUUCCGCCACUGUUUCUGCGUCACUCAGAUGAUGUACAGCAUGAUCUACCUCUGCGGCCUACAGGAAAAGUUCACGCAAGUGGAUAUUUUGAUUUUGAUGACCGCGGCGGUGUGUCAUGAUCUGGACCAUCCUGGGUACAACAACACCUAUCAGAUAAACGCGCGCACAGAGCUGGCUGUGAGGUACAAUGACAUCUCUCCUCUGGAGAACCAUCACUGUGCUGUGGCCUUCCAGAUCUUCUCUCAGCCAGACUGCAACAUCUUCGCCAGCUUCGAUCCAGAAGCCUUCAAACAGAUUCGUCAGGGAACCAUCACCUUGAUACUGGCAACAGACAUGGCCCGACAUGGAGAGAUCAUGGACUCUUUCAAACAGAAAGUGGACAGCUUUGACUACAAUAAUGAGGAGCAUGUUACUUGUCUGAAGAUGGUGCUGAUCAAGUGUUGCGACAUAUCUAAUGAGGUUCGGCCCAUGGAAGUGGCAGAGCCCUGGGUCGACUGUCUCCUGGAGGAGUACUUCAUGCAGAGUGACAGAGAAAAGGCAGAAGGUUUACCUGUGGCUCCUUUCAUGGACCGAGAGAAAGUGACCAAACCCACGGCUCAGAUCGGCUUCAUCAAGUUUGUCCUGAUCCCCAUGUUCGAGACAGUGAUGAAGUUGUUUCCUCAGAUUGAGGAGGUAAUGGUGCAGCCUUUGCGAGAGUCCCGGGACAAAUACGAGGAGCUCAAACAGAUAGACGAUGCCAUGAACGAGAUGCAGAAAAAGAAAACAGAAAAUGUAACAAUGGGAGGAAAAAAGAAAUGAGUAAGCUGGAUUCGCCAUCAGAGUAAGUGGGAAAUGAGUGUCUCUCCAAAGCAUCAUUCAGGGAAUUGUUGAACCAUGUACAGCUCAGCUAUGAACCAUUUGUGUUGUUUUUAUUUGGUUUUGUAAAAGUAUAAACAUUAUACAGGAUGUACAGAUUUUUAGUCACUUUUAUUCAGAAAACAAUAAAGUCUAACUUUAUGAAAAACUGAAACCCCA
Messenger RNA from Danio rerio (zebrafish), 1952 nucleotides. The record is from RefSeq and is a predicted model, not a curated record. NCBI's taxonomy places the organism in Eukaryota, Metazoa, Chordata, Actinopteri, Cypriniformes, Danionidae.